Zygotorulaspora mrakii is the source of this 3330-nucleotide messenger RNA. RefSeq names its product CCR4-NOT core subunit CAF130 (gene CAF130). Bases 1 to 3330 code for a protein of 1109 amino acids. The transcript has a single exon. Lineage: Eukaryota; Fungi; Ascomycota; Saccharomycetes; Saccharomycetales; Saccharomycetaceae. The record is from RefSeq and is a predicted model, not a curated record.
AUGGAAGCCACGGCCCAGGGCCUAUCUGUCCUCGAUAUCCGUAGUGACGCAGAGGUGGUUGAUGAGAAUGAAAACGAACCCGUGUCACACAAAGAAGGUACUCUGAAGGAAAAGCUGUCAUCAGAAGGUAUCCCAUUUGAAACUACAACGGCGGAUUUGAUAAGACUGUUGAAGGACGAAACAAUCAUAAAGAAUCGGGACAUAAGAUACUUUUUGAUAUCAGAGAGCGCAAUAAUUGCACUGUUUGCCACCCAAGCGGGACCAUCGCUAAUAAACCAUGAUUUUGCAGUCUCGCAUGACCCUCCUAUAUCCCCAGCGGCUACCAGCGUUUUGCGAAGGCAAUGGGAAAUCAAUGACUACAUAUUUUGCAAAUUUCUUUUAUUUGUGCUAGAGAACCGUAAUUUUGUUUUUAACGUUAAAGAGUUCAACAGACCAAGAUACAAGGCUUCCUUGGGGUUUUUGACUGAAAAUGUCAUUCAUAAUUCUUCAUUGGUCCUUGCUAGCGACUAUAAUUUACUUUAUGAUUAUCUCAGGACUAUCAAAGAUACCAUGCUGCUCGACUGGUUGGUUUUGACAAUGAGAAUUGGUGACGGCGAUAAAUAUUUGCAACAGACGGUCAAUGACUAUCACAAGAAUUUUGAGAUUACGAAUUGCUAUCGUAACUACUAUAGCUACUACACACUAGUGGAGCAAGGUGCCAAGCAAUCAAAAAUUUCAGCACUGAAAUUUUCAAACUUUUUCAAACUUUUUGAUCCCAGGAGCUUAUCUUUUGAUCAACCCGACAGUAAGAAACUAGACGACACUGAUUUUGGCAAAAAUAAUGAGACGGUAUUCAGCUUCAAUAUAAAUCAAGAUGGCACACUUGAUUUUAUGUCCCCAAAAAUACGACAUGACAUUUUGUCCAAGGCCCUGGGACUACAGAAAAUUGAUAGUCCUUUGCUGUUCACACAAUUUAGAAUUCUAUCUGGUCUAAUAGAUCCUCUGACUCAACCUCUCCCAAAUGAUAAACAUAUCAUAUCAAUUGAUUUUCUUUAUCAAUUAACCUUGGGCUUUAUGUUUCCGGGAAUAGAAGAACUAACCCAAGUCGAUGGUUUAGAUUGGAAGUUUCACACCUGCUUUAACAUGCAAAAAAUUAUUAAACGUUCAAUGAUACGACUGAACUUUGAUGAUUUCGAAAGACUCAAUUCAAUUAACAAUAGCGAUGAAUCGAUUAAUUGGCGAAAACAAUUAAACAAAUGGCUACCUCAUGGCUUUAGCACUCAAAAUUUAGAACUAAUUUACAUGGUCGAUAUUUUAGCAGUGUAUUACAUCUACAAGUCAUACGAACAUUUACCAAUUCAACUAAAUCCAUUUUUAUCAACGUUAAUUUCUAUGUGGAAAAAUCUAACUUGUGUAAUAUUGCUAGGCUUAGAAAUUGAUAGAUUAGAGGAGGAACAUGAAACAUUUGAUACGCCACUUCUUGUUCGUGCCACAGUACGUGGAGCAACCGCUUUACGGUCUGUUGUGGCAGCGGUUUUAAAUGGACAUGUCGAAUACUAUAAGCAUGACUUUAAGCAUGAAUCUGUCAAUACGUUUAUGUCUCCAUAUGGCAGAAAACUCUGUCAAGGAGCUCUUUAUGCUGAUCUACGAUCACACGCUGCUGCAAUUUUGGCUUUGGGGACAGAUUUGGAGGACGUUACAGAAUUACUAGCUGAUCUCCAGGCUGGUGACCGGUUCGACGAAGAUGUCAGAUAUAUGUUCGAAUACGAAUACGAUGAUUUUAAUGAUAGUGAUUUGGAAGAAAACGAUUCAAGGAUCAAUGAUAACAGUACGAAAGGGAAAAUGCCUAUACAAAGAAGGUGCAAUUGUCUUUUUGAUGAUGAUGUAAUGGAACAUGAAGGUGACUAUAAUGAAUCUAAUGAGUCUGAAUUUGAAAAUGGUGAAGAAUUAAAACAAAACCAGUUCGGUUCACACAUGAAGCUUUUAACAACGGGCAAAUCCCAGGCGGUAAGGCAUCCAAACUCUUUUGAGUUUGAUUACAGUGGCAAGGACUGGAGAGACAUUCCGAGAGGAAGGAAUUUUUAUUACUUUGAAAGCUAUAAAUUCAUAAAGAAUCCUGAUUUGGAAAUAAUAAUUUCCUUAACGCUUAAAGCGAGUUCUUCAAGACUUGAAGAAGAUGAAAGUUUACUUCUUUUGAGAUCUGUAGCUUCCUGCGUUAAAAAUGAACAAGAUGAACUACUCUUGAGUGAUUUUUUUUCAGAACCCAAGAGCCAUGUUGAUCGAAAUAAAGAUGGAGAAGAAGACGAAAAACACUUUGUGCAACCAGACGAUAUAUAUGAUCUAUGGUGUUUAGAAUCAACUUUUGAGAAAGUGAUUCAGAGGAAUCCGCAUCUAGCCUGGAGACUAAUGGAUGAAAUGCUCGUCUGCAGUGGCUAUCGUAGGGUUCUUAUUUGGUUCAUUACCCAUAUGAAGCUAAAAUUUCCUGUCAUAGAAUAUAUUUACGAGUUGGUGAUGGGAUUGCGUGGUAGUUCAAUCUCGGAAUAUUCGCACUCUACAUUACAGUCCGGCUUGGAUCGCACCCCUUCGAGAAAGAACAUUGAAAAAGAGAUGUUACUAUUACCAUUUUCAAGACAGGACUUAAUUGAACUCUCCAACAUUGAAACCAAAAUGUUGAUGCAAGAGUUUUUUACAAAUGCAGCUAUUUCCCUCUCAGAAAAAUCCAACGAGGCUAAUGAAGGGCAAAAUGGGGAAGGGGAGACUGACAUAUCGCUAUAUGAUGUCGAACUCAUGAAACUUAUAUGCUCGAUGGUACGCACUUUUAUUGCCGAAGGGAAACUUGAUUUCAGCGAGAGUGAAAGUGCGUUUGAACUCCAAGCAUUAUUGAUGAAUUGGCUGACCAUUAUUCCAGAGGCCAGAAGUUUGUUUUUUGAUUUAAAAACAAAACUGGGUGAAAUGAACAGUAACUUCGAGAAAGUCAAUGGUCAGGGUGCACUGAACGCUACAGCAUUAGAAGAUCCCGCAACUCAGGAGACGAAUGAUAAUAUAGAUGAAAAAAACUUCGAAUAUAAUAAAAAAUUGAUGAAUUUACUACCGCUUCCUCUGAAGGAUAAUGAGGCAAAUGUAGAAAAUGCUGCAGUUCAAACUUUGAGAAAUUUUAUCAAUAGGUUUCCCUUUACUUCGAGCAAACCCAGUAUUGGUCGCAAGUUGAUUUAUGAGAACGAUGAAAUCUUACCUAUGGCAAAAACCGAGCGUCCUUUGGACCUUCAUAAUUAUUUACUAAAAUUUGAUGCAAAAUACAAGUCUAUAUGUAUUUCAGAAAAUGAGGCACCAAAUCAAAUAGUCGGUAGUUGA